CCUAAAUUCUAAAAUCUUAAUUUUAAAAUCCCUAAAUCCCUAGUGACCAGAAGAACGACUGAGCGACUCUGCCAAACACUCCGACGACCCUACGAAUCUGCGAAUUUGGGGAUGUUGAAGUUGCAUCUUUCAAUAAUUUGAGUUUGAGUGCAAUGACAGAUUGUAUUAGAUAGUUCGAACUCGUACACUCGAGCCAAUUGAGCCGAGCUUAGCUAUAUAAAAAUUUGGCGAGUUCAAGCUUCAAUUUUAAGGUUCGAUCGAGCUUGAGCUUGAGCUUGAUCCAUCAUAUUUUUAUUGAGCUUGGCUCGGCAUGUUUGCAGGCCUACAACCCAGUUCUAAAUUGUAUAAGAGAUUACAAUUAAAGUUUGAACUAGCAGUUAUGGUUAAGAUUUUUUAUUUUAGCAAACCAUGAAUCAUCAAUUACGGUUCGGAAGAUACAUAGGAUAACAUAUGAGAUGAUACAUGUGACAAGGACAAGAAUUGUACUCCGUGAAGACAUGUUGUGAUUUGUGAGAUGCACAAGGAAGCUAAGCGCAAUAACUCCCAUCCCUUGGGAUUUUAAAAGCCGCAGAAUUGAAGCUUCAAUUCCAUUGCAUCUAUCAGCUGAUUCUUGGCCGCCCUUAUCACUCUCCCACUCUACACACUACCUUAAUCCUUUCCUCUCAAAUUGUCCCUUCAUUACAAGUAAAUUAGUUAUCGGAAUUAUGGCGAAAAAAGACAGAAUUAGUGAACUCCUGGCCGAUAUACUUGACAAUAUUAUGGGAUUUUUGCCAAUUCAAGAAGCUGCUAGAGCUGCAAUUUUAUCUUCCUUCUGGCUUACAUAUGUCUUAAAUAUUCCGAUGCUGAAGGUCCGGAUUCGGAAUCUCCUAUUUUUGAAGUAGUCAACAAAAUUCUCAUGCGGCACAAUGGAUCUAUUCACAAAAUUGUCUUCGAUUUCUCUAGAGAAAUAGUGGAUUUCCCUUUCUCAGAGGAUAUAGAUAAUUUGUUGGAGGACAACAUGAAUCAGUGGUUUCUUCUUCUCAACCAGAAUGGUGUUGAAGAAAUUGACAUUUCUUGUUUUGAAGAUUCAGGAUACCUGGUGCCGAAUUGGAUAUUUUCUUGCCCAACACUGAAGAGAUUGAAACUUUCUAAUGUCGUUGUUGAACUAGCAAAUGCCUAUGUACUUCCGAAUGUUACAUCACUUAAUCUUGAAUAUGUUGAAUUUGUGCAUGAAAAUUGUUCGGAUUAUGUUGUUUAUCUUCCUAUGCUAGAGGAUCUCUCAUUUCGUAAUUGUGAAAACAUAUUUUAUUUUAACAUUGUUGCUGCUCCUAAACGUUGUAGUUUAGUUGUAUCAUUUGACUACUGGAGUUGGCAUAACCCCAAGGUUAUGUUGCCUAACUUCGACUUGGGAUGUAUCUCAAGUCUUGAUUUGAAAUGUCCCGUUCGUUACCUUGAGAUGUUUAUUGAAGAACUUAAUACAGUGGGACAACCGUUUGCACUAAACGUUGAACACCUCAAGCUGUGUAUAUCAACUGCUAGCUGUUUGCGAGAUGAUAUAAAUCCAUUCAUACAACUGAUGCGGGCAUGUCCGAAAUUAUGCGAACUAGAUAUACGGCGUGUGAAGUUUUUGAAGUUAAAUCCAGAGGAUUUUGUGCUUAUGGAGGAACUUAGUAGUGUGGCUCAAACACAGAAAAUGCUUCGCACUUUGAAGUUUAGCCAUUUUAUUGGGAUGAGGUCUGAAAUGCAAUCUAUCAAGGUGUUACUUGCUUGCUUUCCAAGAAUUGAGAAGGUUGUCAUUGCUCGAGGUUGGAUUAGCCCCGAUAAAGAAUUCGAAAUUAUGCAGGAACUUUUACGUUUCCCUUGUGCCUCUACAAAAGCAGAAAUUGUUUACAUAUAAUAAUUAAGAUGUCUCUUUAGUAUGUAAGUUCUGUAGUGUGUAAUGGUUUAUGGGAUUGCUUACUAGGUUUGAAGGUACUGUCACAACUGUACUUGGAUUUAAGGUUAAUUAAUUGUUUGUUCCCCUGUGAUAUAUUAAGUUACUGAA
Messenger RNA from Ipomoea nil (Japanese morning glory), 2023 nucleotides. RefSeq lists its product as uncharacterized. Bases 896 to 1876 code for a protein of 326 amino acids. Lineage: Eukaryota; Viridiplantae; Streptophyta; Magnoliopsida; Solanales; Convolvulaceae. The record is from RefSeq and is a predicted model, not a curated record. The transcript is spliced from 5 exons.